Molecule: messenger RNA, 4656 nt
Organism: Amoebophrya sp. A25
Lineage: Eukaryota; Dinophyceae; Syndiniales; Amoebophryaceae
Source: the annotation of a GenBank genome assembly
AGAAACAGAUUCUCGUGUAGGGAUGUUGUAGUUUGAGCGACUCUCCGGAUUCAGGAGAUGGAAAAAUAUGUCAACUUGAUAGCUCGCCAGUGGCGACCCACUUGUUCGGGCUCGCUAAGAGACAUGUCCUCACUCGUGGGGAGAUUCGACCAUGGGAGCCUGUGGCUUUUGCCUUGCUCGCCUCUUCGACCAAAGUCUCGUGCGUGGGUAUCACAGCUGGGUGUUGUCUGUGUACUCACCCUUUGUGGUUUUGCUGGCGCGACCCCGCGCUUGGCGUCUGAUGUCGGUUUCGUUCCAGACGACAGCUCAUUCUACACGUCACCCGUCGAUACGGAUAAAUUCGGUGCGCUUCUAAUCCCCGAUGAGACGAAGAUUCAGCUGAGUCCGGCACUGCGCUAUAUGCGGAAGCCCUCACAGGCUGAAAUGGAUCGGUCGCUAAGCUGUGAGUCCUCGGAGGACUUACAGCUCGAUUGGUUACACGUGAAGGACGUGCUCUUGGGGCUGUUAGAUUUCGCCUUCGGGGGAGCGGGCGCGAAACAAGACUGGACUACAAACGCAUAUGCAAGACAGAUAGCGAAAGUGCAACACGCAUGGCACAAUAUCGCGACACUGCAGGGUGGAUUCGAUGACUGCGCACUGGGUUUUCUCGUUAUUCGCCUGUGGAGUACGUCUCUCAAGCCACCGGCGUAUCGCUGGUACGAGCUUACUCAGAAUGCGUAUCUACCAGAGUUCUUUUUGGCGCUGAACUCGGCCAUGCUUCGCGAGUCGUUGAGUUGGGACGCGUUGAUCAAAAGCGGCUGGGGCCUGCUUCUGUUCUAUCAGAUUUACGAGUUGCAGGAAGGCCUGUUUCCGCGCGACAAUCUAAAACGAAUUUCUAUGGAGGCCAACGGAGUGCCAUUUGACGAUAGCGUGAGUGAGGAGGAUAGUCGGGUAGAAGUCGGUCCAUUAUCUGAGACGGUCACAAAGCUGCAAGGGCAAGGUGGAGUGCCGCUGGAAGACUUUGCAUUCGUUUUGGAGAGCGACCCCGUACGUGACGGUGAGCCCGCCGAAGGCUUUCCGUGUGGUGUGAAAGUCAAUCCAAGAGUCUGCCAAGCGAAGAUGUCGAUGGCCGCGGGAGAUAUGAGGUUACCCGAGCACGCGAUGCCAAAACAAUGGGUGCAUCGACUCAGUGCCCAGGGGAAAUUCAUCGCCUUUCCACCAACGGCAGAGAGCGAUGAAGACAGUGGAAGCAAUCAUACUCAGGUAGAUGAGCAGGUGACAGAAGCCAGCAACGACCCCUCAGCAUCAGCCUCCUUCAGCUAUUACGCGCGAUUCCGCAAGAAGAUUCCGUCAACACCACGCCCUUUCUUCGAACAUCCGGCGUAUCUGAGACUCCUCGCAGAAACCUCGCAUGGGCAGAAGCGCUUGACCCUAAUCGAAACCAACGCUGCUGCGGAUAAUCUUGCAUCUUCUCAGAAAAAGUCUGAAUCGGCGGCCGUCGCAGAGGAAUCUAAAGAAGGUUUUGCGGGCGAAGAGGAGCCUCCUGUUGCUGAUGGCGUGCACAACUUUUUGCGAAUGUUCGACUUGAAAGCGGAACAAGUCCUUGCCACAGGCUCACUCUUCCCGAGUUGGGUGGAGGUUUUGCAGAGCGAGAAUCAUAACCGCUUUCUUGCGGGUGCGCGCACGCGCUUGUCGCAUCAAGGCCACGUGUUGCCGGACACGAAAAUUGAGGUGAUUGAGCAUCUUGUGGAGAUGGCCGGCGCAGUGAUUGAGAUUGGUGACUGUUUGACGUCUGACACCUUCGUAAUGCACUACUUGCAGCGGGUGCUCUGUCUCAGUGCAAACGGCUACCAUAUCGACGAUACAGGGAUGCUAACAAGUCAGAACUAUGAAGCUGAAGAUCCAUGCAGUACGGUGGCGCAGUUGCAGCCGUACGACUCGCUUACACCAGAGUUGGUCAACGGCAUCUACAGCAGAGCAAAACGAAGAAGGAGACAGAGGGGGCAAGCCGCACUGAGUUCAGACGAAGGCGAUACGUCAGCCGAUGACGAUGAGCAGGCUUCCAGGAAUUUGGAACACGGUCGAGUGACUGACGCAAGCUACCAUGUCCUUGAGCCUGGGAGCCUGUUGAUUCCUGAAGCACGUGUACUCCUGAUGAACCGUGUCCGUGGUGAGAUUUACCGACGAGUUGCGAUGGACAUUUUCAAUUUGCGGUGGGAUCCUUUAGCAUUUGCGUUUUUCUCAUUGCAAAUGGCCUUUCAAUUCAGUAAGGGAAAUGCUGAUCGCCUCCAGCGCCUAAACGCGGUACAAAAACUGUUAGCGGCUUUUGAGGGGCGACGCAUGACCUACGAAUUCAAAACUUCCAUUUUGGAUGAUCUGCCGGGUAUGCAGUUGGGAAAACCGCUAUGGGAUGUUGUUGGCUAUCACUGGGCAAUACCAAUGUACCUAGUGGAAGUGGCUUUGGAUUGGCAUCGGGAAAAGGUCAGAAAUGACAUGAAAAGUGGUGCAAGUACUCCUGGAGAAAGCGGUGGUUUGUCCGGCAAAGCGCGCAGCAUGCAGGACCAGGGAUCGGCGCUUACUGAACGAGGGCCACUGAUCACGAGGAAGGAGCGUUGCACUCUGACUCUUUGUCCCGAUCACAGAACGCCGAAUCGUGAUUCAUGCGCUUGCGAGCAAUGGUUUCCGCCUAUACAUCGAAGGAGAAAGCUGAUGCCAACAUCUCCUCCGGAACGCGACAAUCAUGAGUAUGAGGUGAGAGUUUGCAUUUUUGUCACAGACACGCGACCGAUUCAGAUUGAUUUGCGAUCUGUGAGUGCAGUGACGACUACGGAUGAGUGGUGGUCGUUAAGCUACGCCAUCAACUUCCUAUACGCGCGGUCACAUGGUUAUCACAUCGAACGGCGCUCGGAAAAGCUGUAUCAGCCUCCCGUAGGAUCGGACGAAGGCGGUGAGGGUGACUCUCUGAACUUGUGGUCACAAGAUCCGAGCAGAAAAGUAGGGUGGGCAAAGAUGUGGUACAUGUGGAAACGCCUGAACGAGCUUGGGCAAGAAAAGUGCACUCAUGGUGUGUCGAUUGAUUCUGACGCGUGGUUCAAGACGUCCGAAAAGCUCGAAAACAUCAUUGAUUUCUUCAUGCGAUAUCGGCCAUUGCAAGCUGAUGAGGAGACGAGGAAAAAUGGUGAGGAGGCUACACACGAAGGAUCUUCGCAAGGUGAGUAUCCAGACAAUCCUAAAAUAACCAUCACAGGAGCAGAACCUGAAGAACGAUCUCAAAAUCUCUUCCUCAUGCCAGCCCAUGGGAACAUCGCGUUUGUGAAGAACACCCAUCGAGCCACGCAGCGAUGGCUGCCGUUGCAGUACUACUGACCUUGAUCAGUUCUCCCUACGCAACUACAGAUCUUUCAUUUCAAUGCAUUUCCUUAGUCUCUGUAUGCACAAAUCCAAGUUGAUUCUCCUUUCACCAUGGAGUAUUCAGCAUUCCACACGUGCAAUAGUAAGAUUCAGAAGCCGAAACCAUCAGCCUGGGCUUCAUCUGUGUCUGGGCCGACCAAAGGGCAUUCAAACAACACUCCUUGUAAUCCUAUUGAUGCGAUCAAAGUUCGUAGAUCAAUUCAAAGUUCUCAGGCGCUCAUUUCUCGUCGAUUUCCGUGUGUUUUUGCUGUGAUUUCAGAUCCUCUUGAAGUUGCCACUUACUAGCCUUAGUUUUAUGAAAAAAUCAUCACAGCACUACUGCUAGCGGAGAAAAAAAGUUUCUUAUAUCGCAGGAAGUGGAUUCACACGCGCCUGGGCCCGACCAGAUUGUUUGGGAUGUUGAUAAGAAGAAUCCAGCAGCAAGACAAGUAUUGUCGUAUGAUCAGAUUCUAAAAGCUGAGUUAGCAGACACGAAGCAUGGGCAGCGUGGGCCUAGUAGCACAGAGGAAGUUGGGGUAGAUGAGCGAAUGAAACAGGAGCAACCACCACGAAGCGGCGAUCAAAAAGGUCCCGCAUCUAGCGACGAAGUGUCAGGCAAGGCAGGGAAGAGUACGGUUGAUGGAGCGAAUACGUUAGCGAUAGCGAAGCAAGAGUACACGACACUCCCGUAUGACAGUACUUUAGAUCGUUUUGGGCGUCGGAAGCGUGGCAAUGGUGGCUUUUUCAUCGUCCGCAAUGACCCCGCGGGUCUUGAGAUCUUGCAGUCGUGGUAUGAAAGUCCAGAGACUUUUCCGCAAGAAUUAGGGGUCUAUCGAAACCGGCACUCACAGGGUCUCAAUAGGUGUUUUGAUACGGCCAUUCGGGAUGAGGAGAUGUUUCGACAUCAACUAGUUUUUGGACCUCCGGAGUUCUUCACUGGACCGCGAGCAAAGGUUAUAGAACACAACUGGUUCAAAAAACAGGACAAGAUCUUGCCGGAUCUCAAGGAACGAUUUCUCCAACGCAUACAGCAAAGAAUGGGAUGCGUGGUCUGCGCGGAAAAUUUCGAUCCAGCAUUGGCGGAAAUUGAGAAGACUUACUACUAACUCGUUUCCGAACAGCAAAUACUACAGUUGCCAAAUUCCUACAUGAGAUAACUAAUAUGUUGUGAUUUUGGUCGGUCCAAUAUUUUACUCAGUAUGACAUCAAAUGUCGCAAAAGCCGCGAGCGCAAUCGAUAGUGCUACUUUGAUUUUUGGGCAAAAGGCUUCUACAUCGAAGACAUCUG